Dinoponera quadriceps is the source of this 982-nucleotide messenger RNA. RefSeq names its product low molecular weight phosphotyrosine protein phosphatase-like. The record is from RefSeq and is a predicted model, not a curated record. Gene Ontology annotation, biological process: protein dephosphorylation. Bases 424 to 918 code for a protein of 164 amino acids. Gene Ontology annotation, cellular component: cytoplasm. Gene Ontology annotation, molecular function: non-membrane spanning protein tyrosine phosphatase activity; acid phosphatase activity. The transcript has 6 exons. Lineage: Eukaryota; Metazoa; Arthropoda; Insecta; Hymenoptera; Formicidae.
GUUUUUUUGGCGUAGCAUUUAUAAACUGCCGGAGAGAUAUCAGCACCAGUUUUUGACAAAUAUAUUGAAAAGUUUUUCCUACCAACUUUGCCGUAGACAGCCCUAAGCUUGGCUGAAAAAGGACGAUUGGUGCGGUCCCGCACCGUAAAAACACAAGAGAAGAAAAGCCCAACACCUGUGCUUUCUGCGAGGAUAGGCACAAUCAGGAGGCAGCCUCUCCAUCAUGCUAGGAUGUUGCAAUGCUAACUAGAUGAUCUAAUCCCCUCCACAUCCGAGAUUCUUUUGAUUAAACAUAAAAAGAAAAAAGGAUAAGGAAAAAAAUAAAGAAAAUUCCACACUGCAAGGUGGAAGAGGAUCGACUAAGUAAAGUUUUUCCUACCAAUUUAUAGACAUUAGAGCUUCCAAUUGUUUAAAGAAAUCAACAUGGCACAGAAGAAGAAAGUCCUCAUGGUUUGCCUAGGAAACAGCUGCCGUUCUCCUAUGGCAGAAGCGGUGUUUCAAGACGAAAUGCGAAAAAUGGAUUUGUCCGAUUUCUGGGAAGUCGACAGUGCCGCUAUUUUGUCAUAUCACGUAGGCAAUGGUCCUGAGCCUAGAGCGGUGUCUACUCUCUUGAAGGCCGGGAUUACAAAUUACUCUCACGUCGCGAGACAAAUUACAGCAAGCGAUUUCUACAAAUUCGAUUGGAUAUUCGGAAUGGACGAAUAUAUUAUUCAGAGGCUGUAUCAAAUGCAACAGAAAAACAGCCAAGCGACGAUUGAACUACUUGGGAAAUAUGAUCCAGCUGGAGUAGUCAACAUAAGAGAUCCUCUCUUUGAUGAUGAUAGUGCGGGAUUCGAGAGAGCAUUUCAACAGGCUCUAAGAAGCGUGCGCACGUUUCUGGAGAUGACUAAGAACAAUACAGGGGAAGAAUCAAAAUAAAAAUCUCAUUCCACUCUUCGUCGAAAGCGUUUACGAAGCUUAUCUUAUUGCAGUUACAUUCGCU